Messenger RNA from Penicillium angulare, 627 nucleotides. RefSeq lists its product as uncharacterized. NCBI's taxonomy places the organism in Eukaryota, Fungi, Ascomycota, Eurotiomycetes, Eurotiales, Aspergillaceae. The coding region runs from base 1 to 627 and encodes 208 amino acids. The record is from RefSeq and is a predicted model, not a curated record. The transcript has a single exon.
AUGAAGUUUCCCGAUCAGAAUUCACAUGAAGAUGCAUUCAAACAUCUCACUGGCAUUCAACCCAUCAACUCUCCAAACUACACACUCAUCUCCAAAGAGCUUGUCGCCGCUACCAUCAUAAUGGACGAACCGAUUGUGACAAUGAUCGACCCCGAAGCCGGGGGAUCUUUGCUAGAUACACUCUCCGAACUUCCCAUACUUAGUGUGAUCACCUUCGUUCUCAGUGUCAGCACUUUUUACAAAGCAUGCUAUUCAAUCAAUGACAAAGAGAGAAGAUCCGUUCGCAUCGGCAUCUUCAUCGGAUUCGGUGGGCUAAUCCUAAUUGCAGCCCUUGCAUUCUUCAAUCAUGGACCCGACGUGAUCGAACUCGACAUCCACGACCUACCAACCCUCGGCCUUCUAGUACUCUUCUUGGUUCUCUUCUGGUUCCUUCUGGGUGCUUUCCUGUUCGGUACCCAGGAUAGCCAGAAAAGCCUCGUUAGUGAAGUGGAAAUCUCCCGCCAGCGCGGUUCGGACCCGGAUAGUGCCGUGGGCAAAUUGAGUGAGCAGCUCCGCACAGAGGUUGAGAUUGAAUUUUUGGAAAAUCUGUUGGAGGUCCGAAAGGCGAAGCUUGCGAGGGAUACUUGA